This is a messenger RNA of Rhagoletis pomonella (apple maggot), 1407 nucleotides long. RefSeq names its product tissue inhibitor of metalloproteinase (gene Timp). The record is from RefSeq and is a predicted model, not a curated record. Gene Ontology annotation, molecular function: protease binding; metalloendopeptidase inhibitor activity. Bases 213 to 845 code for a protein of 210 amino acids. The transcript has 4 exons. Gene Ontology annotation, cellular component: extracellular matrix. Gene Ontology annotation, biological process: negative regulation of endopeptidase activity; negative regulation of membrane protein ectodomain proteolysis. Lineage: Eukaryota; Metazoa; Arthropoda; Insecta; Diptera; Tephritidae.
UUUAUUCUCCUUUUUUCUUUAAUUUCAGAACAUUCUGCAAUACUGGAGUGUAACAGUUGGUGACUCUUUCAAAGCGCAUUAAAUACUUCAUCGCCUGCCAACAGUAGCUAAAAAGGCAAAGCUACAGUUAUAUAAGCAGUUGAAUAAACAACGCGUUAAGCAAAUACAUACAUAGAAAUACGAAUCAAGUAUAAAAUCAAUAACUGUCCACUAUGGAUGUUAGAAAAUAUUUGAGUUUACUGGCACUGAUGCUGCUAUCACUGUUGGCGUUUCACAGUAGUCCAGUGGAGGCGUGCAGUUGCAUGCCCAGCCAUCCGCAGACACACUUUUGCAAUGCUGACUAUGUUGUCAUUAUACGUGUUAUGCGCAAAUCCCACCGUCUGGUUCAAAACAACAUUGCCUACAAAGUGGAAGUAAAGAAAUCAUAUAAGAUGAAUGAAUCCGGACAGAAGCUGCUAAAACACGGUCGCAUAGUGACACCAAAUUCUGAAGCUAUGUGUGGCGUUAACUUGGAUAUUGGCAAGCUAUACGUAAUUGCUGGUCGUGGUCCAUAUUUGAAUAGUUGCAGUUAUGUAAAGGAAUAUCUGAAGAUGUCGGUGGUAGAGAGGCGUGGCUUUGCUGGCGCCUAUCGCAAGGGUUGUAAAUGUGCGGUUGAACCCUGUUUUGGCAACUACUGCUUGGAAGAACGCCAAUCUGCCACCGCCUGCAAAUGGUCACCGUUUGCCAAAUGCGAAACAGAUUUUAGCGCUUGCAUCCCAUCACACUACCGCACACCUGAAGGCAUUAUCUCCAAGUGCCAUUGGCGAAGUACGCCGGCAUAUAAAAAAUGCAUGGCCGAUCCAUAAAGGACAGCCAAAGGAAAGGAAAAUGCGAUAAGGAAAUCUUAAGAAAUCGUAACAGCGCGAAAUAAGAGGGCACAUUGUUUUUGUAACAAGCAUAGAAUGAUAGAGAGUUGUAUAGUACAUAUUUUUAUGUUUGACUUUCAAUUAAAGAAAAUUGCUGUUAGUAAUUCGUAGCUUAUGUAUGUAUGUAGGUGUCGUUUAUCAUAUACUAUACAUAAUUAUUUAUUUAAUAUUAACACAAAAAGAUAAAGUUAACAAGUUUGUAUGUAUUGUUGUUACUAUGUACGCGGUGAAUUACCAUUUUUACCAUUUCAUUGUAAUUUUAUUUUAAGAGUCCUUUCAUUAUUUUCAUUUUUUACGGUUAUUAAUUUUUAAUUAGCUUCCCUUACGAGUUCGAUUUACACAUAAAUAUCUCAUUACGUAUGCAAGCUUCAUUUUCAUUCACUGUUCAGAGUUUUAUUUUCACCUAAUUAGAACUUUAAUGUAUGUACAUAAAUAUAUGAUUAACUGUUAUUUGUAUUUAUUGUAAUAAAGCCACAUUCGUAAUUGUACAAAUACUCCAACA